AUGCCAUCCAAAAGGGAAUUCAGAGCUCUAGUGAUUGAGAUGGUGUUGGCCACCGAUAUGUCCUGUCACUUCCAGCAAAUCAAAGCCAUGAAGAAUGCUUUGCAGCAGCCAGAAGGAAUUGACAAGCCAAAAGCCUUAUCGCUGUUGUUGCAUACAGCAGAUAUCAGUCAUCCAGCCAAGGCCUGGGAUCUCCAUCAUCGCUGGACCAUGUCUCUGCUAGAGGAGUUCUUCAGACAGGGUGACAAAGAAGCAGAACUAGGGCUUCCUUUCUCUCCACUGUGUGAUCGCAAGUCUACUAUGGUUGCUCAGUCUCAAAUAGGUUUCAUUGAUUUCAUUGUGGAACCCACUUUUACUGUGCUGACUGACAUGACCGAGAAGAUUGUUACUCCACUCAUCGAUGAAGCUUCCCGCUCUGGCAUGUCUGGGUUCAGGCGUUCCAGUCUGAAUAGCAUUAGUCCCUCCGAAGUUAAAAGAUCAAGUGUCAAGAGCACUGGGUCCGAAGGAAGUGCCUCACUCAACUGCUCCAUACUCACUGUGGACUUCAAAUGUUUUAAAACCACCUGGACUGAGGUGGUGCAGCAGAACCGGGAGAAAUGGAAAGCACAAGCCACCAAAGAAGAAAAAGCUAAGAAAGAAGCAGAGGAAAAUGCUCAUCAGGGAACAGAUGAAAAGAAAACAGAUGAAAAGGAUGAGAAGAAGCCAGCUGAAGAUGCCACAGCAGCAAAGACAGAGAACAGCAAAGAACCAAAUCCUGGGGAAAACAAAAGCACAGAUUCCAGUAAGAAUCAUGUUAAUGGGACUCGGCAAACUGGGGUGAACAAACACGAAGCCUCUCAAGGGAAAAAUGCACCUAGGACAGAUAAGGGAACAGAAUCUCAUCAUGCAGUGGAACAGCAUGUCCAGAAUGGUGAAUUAAAGGAAGACAAUAAGUUGGACAAAAAAGAUCAGUCUAGUGUGGGGGAUGAAUCAAAGAAAACAGAUGGUCCAGCGCGACGUUCAGCUGACUUACCAGGCUCAGGUUCCUCUGCAAACCACCUUACAUUGCCAGGUCAGUCAGUACCACCUCACUCUAAUUUGCUUAUAUGGGCAGUUUCAGAAAUAGGCACUCACAGUGCCUACCAUUUGGGAGACGGAGAUAAGCAGAUGAUUUCUUCUCCAG
Egretta garzetta (little egret) is the source of this 1159-nucleotide messenger RNA. Its product is annotated as calcium/calmodulin-dependent 3',5'-cyclic nucleotide phosphodiesterase 1C-like. The record is from RefSeq and is a predicted model, not a curated record. NCBI's taxonomy places the organism in Eukaryota, Metazoa, Chordata, Aves, Pelecaniformes, Ardeidae. The transcript has 8 exons. Gene Ontology annotation, biological process: signal transduction. Gene Ontology annotation, molecular function: 3',5'-cyclic-nucleotide phosphodiesterase activity. The annotation marks the transcript as partial.